Molecule: messenger RNA, 653 nt
Organism: Suricata suricatta (meerkat)
Lineage: Eukaryota; Metazoa; Chordata; Mammalia; Carnivora; Herpestidae
Product: vasodilator-stimulated phosphoprotein-like
Exons: 3
Coding region: 1-642 (213 amino acids)
Source: RefSeq, a predicted model, not a curated record
AUGGAUCCGUUAGUCACUGUUAGCGGAUGGGCUCGCCUUCGCCCUCUGUGUCCCCCACCCCGACUGUCUCCGCCGCUCCUUCGCCCGGCCGCGGACAGCGAGCCCCACCACCUUCUCCCCACUCCCGGAUGCCUCCAAACCGUGGAGCUAGGGCUGCGGACGGCCUCCCCGGCACCUUGGGGUCUCGCGCCGGGCCCAGCGUCCCCCCCGCCCUGCGGUCCUCAGCCUCCUCCUCCAGCCCCAGUCGCAGGAGCUGUCAAGCCCGCGGCAGCUGAACCAGCCCCCGAGCUCCCGCGUCUCCUCUCCUUCCUUUGUGUGCGCGCGAGCGGAGUUGGGGCGGAGGGAGAAGGGGGAGGUCGCUCUGUCUGUCUGGCUCCUGCCGCCUUUGCCCGGGCCGCUCGAAGUGCCGCCGGCGAGGCGGGAGCCCAGGGGAGGGUGCAGGAGCUGGCAGGGCGCCUCCCGGCCGCCGGGGCGCGGUGGUCCCAGCCGCGCGCGAGCGUGCGCGGACCGCAGCCGGGGCUCCGCCGGAGGCACAAUCAGCCCGCUCGGGCCGUCCCUCGGAUCUCCCUCCGUUCCGAUCUCCCCACCGACACCCAGAGAGGAGCGUGCAAAGGCGCCGAGAGGGACGGAAACCACAAAUAAAUAGCGGCGGC